CCAUUUUUGACUAAGUUCAUGAAAUUCAGUCCACCUCUAUCCUCAUACUAGAAUUUGCAGCUAACAAGAAUUUCUGUGCGCUCCUUCUGUUUAACAGUGAUUUUCAUCUCCCAGGAAGCAUGGCCGACGGAAUUCCUGAGGUGAUUGUGGUCGGGUCUUGUAUGACCGACCUUGUCAGUGUAACCCCACGUUUGCCGAUAGCUGGAGAGACUAUCCAUGGAAGCAAGUUUUUUAUUGGUUUUGGGGGCAAGGGAGCAAACCAGUGUAUCCAGGCCGCGCGACUCGGAGCAAAGUCAGCCAUGGUUUGUAAGGUUGGGAAGGAUUCGUUUGGAGAUAAUUACAUUGAAAACUUCAAGAGAAACAGAGUUUCCACAGAUUUUGUGGGCCAGACAGCAGAUGCAGCAACUGGAGCAGCUUCCAUCAUUGUCAACACUGAAGGUCAGAAUGCUAUCGUGAUUGUUGCUGGUGCCAAUUUGCUUCUGGAUUCAGAAGACCUGAAGAAAGCAUCUGCUCUUAUUAGUAAGGCCAGAGUAAUGGUGUGUCAGCUGGAAGUAACUCCCGCGGUGUCUCUGGAAGCCUUGAAAAUGGCCCACAGCAGUGGAGUUAAGACAAUUUUCAACCCGGCUCCAGCCAUUGCUGAUUUAGAUGGACAAUUUUACACUUACUCCGACAUCUUCUGCUGCAACGAAAGUGAGGCAGAAAUCCUGACUGGCAUUCCAGUUAACAGCCCGACUGCUGCGGGUAAUGCAGGGUCAGUGCUGCUGAACAGAGGGUGUAAGCUUGUCAUUGUCACACUAGGAGCAGAAGGCUGUGUGAUCCUGUCACAGGAAGACCGCACCCCCAAACACAUACCUGCAAAGAAAGUCACAGCGGUGGAUACCACGGGUGCUGGGGACAGUUUUGUUGGCGCUCUGGCCUUCUACACUGCACAUUAUCCACAUCUCAGCAUAGAAGAAAUGGUGAAGAGGUCUAACCACAUUGCCUCAGUGAGCGUGCAAGCUGCAGGAACACAGAGUUCCUAUCCACGUAGGAGUGACCUUCCCCAGGAAAUGUUCUAGCACUUAUCGAUCAAAGUAUCUGAGAUCAAGGUGGCUCAAUAAACACAAAUGAUUAGAUAUUGAAAAACAUAAUGUUUGGCCUCACUAAACCAUUCUGAAGAUUCUUAUCUUCUUGCUUUUGCCAUGGUCUUUUUGUUCAAAAUUAUAAUAAAUGAAUCCAUGAUUUCAUAGUUAUUUACAAAUAUCCAAAUGAUGGUAUUCCCAUUGUGUCUCAAAUCCUAAUUUCUCUCUGGAAGACAUGGGAAUUCCCAUACUUUGUAUGGAGUGCCAUGAACCCACAUCUAGUCUGACCUCCUAACCUUAUAACCCCACCUUCUGCCAUCCAAUAACUCACACUCCUCACCAAGAAGCUCCACCUAGUUAACUCAUUUUGUGUGUGUGUGUGUAUACAUAUAUAUAUAUAUAUAUUCCACUUCCAACAACCUGCACACACACGUCAUGCUAAGGGCUCCUUUUCCAAACUAUUCUAGGUGCGUGUACAGUCUGCCUAUAAUAAUGUCUUGUAUAUUUAUUUCAAUAAAAUAAAAGCGGGUGCUAUAAUGUAUAUUACAUUUUAUAGGUAAACUAAACAUCAAGGCUGAGGUAGCAGAUUUGAAAAGGUAUUUGUGUGUUUAUAUACGCACUCACACACCUGUUUAAAAUAAUAUAACAAAGUCUAGUUCCUGUGCAGAAGUCCCCAGACUGAAGUCUGAGACUUAGAUGUGCACUGAGCAAAUGAACUUGCCAUGAGAAAUAACAGUAAACAUUUGUAUAAUUAUGUAAGACAAAAAGGUAUAUCAUUAAAAAUGAAUGUAAUGUUUUUUUUAUUUUUCUUGUUUAAAGGGAUAUGAAAGUCAAAAUUCAACUUGCAGGAUUCAGAUAGAUCGUGUUAUUUUAAGACACCUUUAAAUUCACUUCCAUUUUCAAAUGUGCUUCGUUCUCUUGGUAUCCCUUGUUAAAAAAGAAUACGCACAUAUACAUAGUGGGAGCUAGUUGCUGAUUGGUGCCUGCACACAUUUAUCUCUUGUGAUUGGCUACCUAGAUGUGUUCAGCUAGCUGCCAGUAGUACAAUGCUGUUCCCUCAGCAAAGGAAAACAAGAGAAUGAAGCAAAUUUGAUAAUAGAACUAAAUUUGAAAAUUGUUUAGAACUUUAUGUUCUAUCCAAAUCAUGAAAUAUUUUUUUUGUGUUUCCUGUCCCUUUAAAGAUAUUGCAAGUUGCAUUUGUCAUUUAUUGAGACUUGCAAAUAUAAGUGCUGAAAAGCAGUGCAUGGAAUGGUGGCUGGUACUUAUGUAAUUUUAUCUAAAUAGAUCUCACAUUUCAAGUUUAUUUUUAACAAAUAAAUGGAUAUUUUACUGAA
This is a messenger RNA of Bombina bombina (fire-bellied toad), 2395 nucleotides long. RefSeq names its product ribokinase (gene RBKS). The transcript has 9 exons. Lineage: Eukaryota; Metazoa; Chordata; Amphibia; Anura; Bombinatoridae. Gene Ontology annotation, biological process: D-ribose metabolic process. Gene Ontology annotation, molecular function: ribokinase activity. Bases 120 to 1058 code for a protein of 312 amino acids. The record is from RefSeq and is a predicted model, not a curated record.